AUGAAUCAGUCCAAAGUCGCCAGCGAGGCGCCACCGCCCUACACACCUGCUCCCAAUGCAGCAGCCAGCAAUACAGCCACGAGCAGCAGCACUACUGCAACAACGCAAGACACCGCCGAUGACCCAUAUUCCUUCCUCCAUACCUUUGACACCAUCUUCCUCAUCGACGACUCCGGGUCCAUGGCUGGCAGUCGCUGGCGAGAAACGGCCGAGGCCCUCAAGGCCAUCACGCCCAUCUGUACUGGGCACGACCAAGACGGCAUCGAUCUCUACUUCCUCAAUCGCGCCGACUCCGCCCUCCACCAUGGCGUAAAGGACGUAGCGCGUGUGGAGCAAAUCUUCAACUCCGUUCGACCAGGAGGCGGCACCCCCACUGGACAGAGACUGGACUCCAUCAUCAAGCCUUACAUUCGCCAAUACACGGCCAACAAAGCGGGUACAAAGCCCAUCAACAUCAUCUGCAUCACCGAUGGUGAGCCUUCGGACGACGUCGAGAGUCCGCUGAUCUGGGCAGCGAAGAAGCUCGACAAACUCGACGCGCCUGCCUGGCAAAUCGGAGUGCAAUUCUUCCAGGUUGGGCGGGACGAACAAGCGCGAAAGCACCUUGCUGCCCUUGACGAUGAGUUGGCCGAGAUUUCAGGGAACGACGACUUGCGAGAUAUUGUGGACACCGUGCCCUUUACGGGCGAGGAAGGCACGACCCUCACAGGCGAUGGAAUCUUGAAGGUCGUGCUCGGGGCUGUGAACCGACGUUUGGAUCGCAAGAAGGUGGUAGACCUUCAUCAGUGA
Molecule: messenger RNA, 789 nt
Organism: Neohortaea acidophila
Lineage: Eukaryota; Fungi; Ascomycota; Dothideomycetes; Mycosphaerellales; Teratosphaeriaceae
Exons: 1
Coding region: 1-789 (262 amino acids)
Source: RefSeq, a predicted model, not a curated record